AAGAGGAAAAAAAAAAAAAAAAAAAACAAGAAAGAAACAAAUUGACCAUUGUUCGGCUUUCGGAAUGCCCCGUUUGACUUGAACAACUGAGCAAGCUUCCGCUGUUUAACUUUGGUGUGUCGUCGUCUGAGUCCGUCGACGGGAGCUGAAGGCCGGUGCUGCAUCGGUAAACCUAACGGAAUGAUGGGACGUCUCUUUGGAACCACCAUUUCUCUUCACUAGACCCUCCAAUUAUAUAGAUCUGCUUUCUAAGACCAGAGGAAUUGCCCUAGCUGUGUUAGCUGCACAAGCAUCGAGCUCCUUUUCCAGGCAAUGGAGAGUUCUUCGUCAAAUGGAUAUAGGUUUCGGAGAAUUCCACGCCAGACCUUUGCGUCUGUUCUGAAUUUAGACCCGCUGCUUGAUGAAAAGUUGGAGCAGUGGCCCCAUUUAAAUGAACUUGUUCAAUGCUAUAGAACUGAUUGGGUAAAAGAUGAUAGCAAGUAUGGUCAUUAUGAGAGCAUUGGCCCUGCUUCAUUUCAGAGUCAGAUAUUUGAAGGUCCUGAUACAGAUAUUGAAACAGAGAUGCAUCUUGGCAAUGCAAGGCAAACUAAGAUUGAUGAUUCUUUUGAGGGAGAAAACCCAAGUACAUCAGGGGCACAGUUGACUGAGGCUAGCUUGUCUGAUUUAUCAAAUGCCAAAGUCUCUAAGCAUUUUGGUGAAUCUCCUUUGCCCGCUUAUGAACCAGUUUUUGACUGGGAAAAUGAAAGGUCAAUGAUUUUUGGGCAGAGGAUUCCAGAAGCUCAUAUGUCCCAAUACACUAGUGGACUAAAGAUUGCUGUCAGGGUUCUAUCCUUGUCCUUCCAAGCAGGAUUAGCUGAGCCGUUUUAUGGGACAAUUUGUUUAUAUAAUAGGGAGAGAAGAGAAAAACUUUCCGAAGAUUUUCUUUUCCGAAUAUUGCCAGCUGAAAUGCAGGAUGCAAGCACUUCUUAUGAACGGCGUGCUGUUUUUCAUCUAGAUGCCCCAUCAGCAUCAGUUUGUCUGUUAAUCCAACUGGAAAAACCUGCCACUGAAGAAGGCGGGGUGACCCCCUCUGUAUAUUCACGAAAAGAAUCAGUUCAUCUGACUGAGAGAGAGAAACAGAAAUUACAAGUAUGGUCUCGCAUCAUGCCUUACAGAGAGUCUUUUGCCUGGGCCAUCAUCCCACUAUUUGAUAGUGGGCUUAAUGCUGCUGCUGCUGGGUCUAAUUCCCCUAGCAGUCCCCUUUCAACAAGCAUUUCAGGUUCUAGUUAUCAAGAGGGUGCUGUGGAGCCAAUCGCUAAGAUCACAUCGGAUGGAAAGCUUGGAUAUUCAAGUGGAAACUCUAUUGUUGUUGAAGUGUCUAAUUUAAAUAAAGUUAAAGAAGGCUACACAGAGGACUCACUGCAGGAUCCUAAGCGAAAGGUUCACAAACCAGUUAAAGGUGUGCUGAAACUGGAAAUUGAAAAACUGCAAACUAAUUCUGUUGAUUUUGAACACAUGGAAAGUGGGAGUGUGGUCUUUGAUUCUGUUGAAAAUGGACCUCUAAAUGCCUUUUCUAAGUCAAAUUCCUUCGAGAGGAAGGAGCUAACUAGAAAUGGAUCAGUUGGCAAUGAAAAUCCAGAUGUUGCCUCUGCUGAUUUUGAAGCUUUUGACUUUCGCACUACAACAAGGAAUGAACCGUUCUUGCAGCUUUUUCACUGCCUCUAUGUCUAUCCCUUGACUGUAAGCAUGAGUAGGAAAAGGAAUAUGUUUAUACGGAUUGAACUCAAAAAGGAUGAUGCGGAUAUUUCUAAUCCACCUCUUGAGGCAAUGCAUCCUAGGGCACCAGGUGCAUCACUUCAGAAGUGGGCUCAUACACAGGUUGCUGUUGGAACUAGGGUUGCCAGCUACCAUGAUGAAAUUAAAGUUUCUCUGCCUGCUAUUUGGACACCAAUGCAUCACCUUUUGUUUACAUUUUAUCAUGUUGACCUUCAAACAAAGCUUGAAGCUCCAAAGCCAGUAGUAGUUGGAUAUGCAUCACUUCCACUAUCCACUCAUGCUCAGCUCAAAUCUGAGAUCUCCUUACCGGUUAUGAAGGAGUUAGUUCCUCAUUAUCUCCAAGACAGUGGCAAGGAGAGGUUGGAUUACAUAGAGGAUGGCAAGAGUAUUUUCAAGCUCCGCUUACGACUAUGUUCCUCUUUAUACCCUAUCAGUGAACGAAUUAGGGAUCUUUUCCUUGAAUAUGACAGACACACUCUUCGAACAAGUCCACCGUGGGGAUCUGAGCUUCUUGAGGCCAUUAACAGUUUGAAGAAUGUUGAUUCUACAGCUUUGCUUCAAUUUCUGUAUCCAAUUUUAAAUAUGCUUCUUCAUCUCAUAAGCAAUGGUGGAGAAACCCUUCAGGUUGCAGCCUUCAGAGCCAUGGUUAACAUUUUAACAAGGGUACAGCAAGAGUCAGUUGAUGAAGCUGAAAGAAAUGUUUUCCUAGUGAACUACGUAGACUAUGCUUUUGACGAUUUUGAUGAUCGCCAACCACCAGUUUAUCCUGGUUUGUCAACAGUCUGGGGAAGUUUGGCUCGGAGUAAGGCAAAAGGCUAUCGUGUUGGACCUGUAUAUGAUGAUGUCUUGGCAAUGGCUUGGUUUUUUCUGGAGUUAAUUGUCAAGUCAAUGGCUUUGGAGCAGGCUCGAUUAUUCUAUCACAAUAUUCCAUCAGGUGAAGAUGUGCCCCCAAUGCAACUGAAAGAAGGCGUUUUUAGGUGUAUUGUACAAUUAUAUGAUUGCCUUUUAACGGAAGUUCAUGAGCGUUGCAAGAAAGGUCUAAGCUUAGCCAAACAGUUAAACAGCAGCCUGGCUUUCUUUUGUUAUGAUCUUUUGUCAAUCAUUGAGCCUCGCCAAGUUUUUGAACUGGUGUCCUUGUACCUUGAUAAGUUCUCUGGGGUGUGUCAAUCAGUGCUGCAUGAUUGCAAGCUAACAUUUCUCCAGAUAUUAUGCGAUCAUGAUCUCUUUGUGGAAAUGCCUGGACGGGAUCCUUCAGAUAGGAAUUACCUAUCAUCUAUCUUGAUUCAAGAGAUUUUCCUUACUUGGGAUCAUGAAGACUUAUCAAUGCGGGCAAAAGCAGCUAGAAUUUUAGUGGUCCUAAUGUGUAAGCAUGAGUUUGAUGUCCGCUACCAAAAGCCAGAAGAUAAGCUAUACAUCGCCCAGCUAUAUUUUCCACUUGUUGGCCAGGUUCUAGAUGAGAUGCCUGUAUUCUACAAUCUGGCCGCAAUUGAAAAGCGUGAAGUCCUUGUCAUUUUUCUGCAGAUAGUACGCAACUUGGAUGACUCAUCACUUGUUAAAGCUUGGCAGCAAAGUAUUGCUCGUACCAGAUUGUUUUUCAAACUCUUGGAAGAAUGCCUUAUGCAUUUUGAGCAUAGAAAACCCACUGAUGGGAUACUUGUGGCCAGUAGCUCUCGUAGUGUGGCGGGGGAAGGUCCUGCAUCACCAAAGUAUUCUGAUAGACUUUCACCUGCAAUAAACCAGUACCUGUCUGACGCCGCACGACAAGAAGUCAGACAGCAGGGAACACCUGAGAAUGGUUAUUUGUGGCAAAGGGUUAAUUCACAGCUAAGUUCACCUAGUCAGCCAUAUUCUUUAAGAGAAGCACUUGCACAAGCCCAGUCCUCUCGAAUUGGGGCUUCAGCACAAGCAUUAAGGGAAUCUUUGCACCCAAUAUUAAGGCAAAAACUGGAACUUUGGGAGGAGAAUGUAAGUGCAGCUGUCAGCCUACAAGUGUUGGAAGUCACUGACAAAUUUUCAAGGACUGCUGCUUCUCAUAGCAUUGCUACUGAUUAUGGAAAACUUGAUUGUAUCACAUCCAUAUUUAUGAAUGUCUUCUCACGCAAUCAACCACUCUCUUUCUGGAAAGCUCUCUUUCCAGUGUUCAACAGUGUUUUUGAACUCCAUGGGGCUACCCUCAUGGCAAGGGAAAAUGACCGCUUCUUGAAGCAAAUUGCUUUCCAUCUACUACGGCUUGCUGUUUUCCGAAAUGACAAUAUUAGGAAAAGGGCUGUUGUUGGGCUUCAGAUACUUAUUCGUAGCUCCUUCUCUUGCUUUACACAAACAGCAAGAUUGAGAGUCAUGUUAACUAUCACAUUGUCAGAGUUGAUGUCUGAAGUCCAAGUAACACAGAUGAAGUCAGAUGGAACGCUUGAAGAGAGCGGAGAGGCCCGUCGGCUUCGAAAAUCACUAGAAGAGAUGGCUGAUGAAUCUAAGAGCCUCAGUUUAUUAGUGGAGUGUGGGCUUCCAGAAAAUGCACUUGUUGCUUCUCCAGAAGGAUUAGGAGAAAGCCGGUGGUCCUGGUUGGAAGUGAAAAAUCUUUCUGACAGUCUUCUAAUGGCUCUUGAUGCUAGCCUGGAACAUGCCCUUAUGGCAUCUGUAAUGAAUGUAGACAGAUAUGCAGCUGCUGAGAGUUUUUACAAACUAGCAAUGGCGUUUGCACCUGUGCCAGAUCUUCACAUAAUGUGGUUACUGCAUUUAUGUGAUGCACAUCAGGAGAUGCAGUCUUGGGCUGAAGCUGCACAAUGUGCUGUUGCUGUUGCAGGUGUUGUGAUGCAGGCCCUUGUGAGUAGGAAUGAUGGUGUGUGGAGCAAGGAUCAUGUGAGCGCAUUACGCAAAAUCUGCCCCAUGGUUAGCAAUGAGAUCAGUUCUGAGGCCUCAGCUGCUGAAGUAGAAGGAUAUGGUGCUUCAAAACUAACUGUGGAUUCUGCUGUCAAAUAUCUGCAGCUUGCAAAUAAGCUUUUUUCUCAAGCUGAGCUCUACCAUUUCUGUGCAAGCAUUCUAGAACUCGUAAUUCCAGUAUAUAAAAGCAGAAAGGCUUAUGGACAGCUAGCAAAGUGCCACACUAUGCUCACUAACAUCUAUGAGUCAAUCCUAGAGCAGGAGUCAAGUCCUAUACCUUUCACAGAUGCAACAUACUAUAGAGUAGGAUUUUAUGGUGAAAAAUUUGGGAAGCUGGAUAAGAAAGAAUAUGUGUAUAGAGAGCCUCGUGAUGUAAGGUUGGGUGACAUAAUGGAGAAACUUAGCCAUAUAUACGAGUCGAGAAUGGAUGGGACUACUUUGCAUAUAAUACCCGACUCUAGACAAGUUAAAGCAGAGGAGUUGCAGGCUGGAGUGUGCUACUUGCAGAUAACUGCAGUUGAUGCAGUGAUGGAAGAUGAGGAUCUUGGAAGCAGACGGGAAAGAAUAUUCUCACUUUCAACUGGAAGUGUUAGAGCUCGAGUUUUUGAUCGCUUUUUGUUUGAUACUCCAUUCACUAAAAAUGGAAAGACUCAAGGAGGGCUGGAAGAUCAGUGGAAGCGGCGCACAGUUCUGCAAACUGAGGGUUCUUUCCCUGCCCUCGUUAACCGGCUUUUGGUUAUCAAAUCAGAAUCACUUGAGUUUUCCCCAGUUGAGAAUGCAAUUGGGAUGAUUGAAACGCGGACAGCUGCAUUACGGAAUGAACUUGAAGAGCCUCGCAGUUCGGAAGGUGACCAACUUCCCCGUCUGCAGAGCUUACAGAGGAUACUCCAAGGCUCUGUUGCUGUUCAAGUGAACAGUGGAGUCCUUAGUGUUUGUACCGCAUUUCUUUCUGGGGAGCCUGCAACGAGAUUGCGCUCACAGGAGCUGCAGCAACUUAUUGCGGCUCUUCUAGAAUUCAUGGCUGUAUGCAAGCGAGCUAUACGAGUUCACUUUCGGUUGAUUGGUGAAGAAGAUCAAGAUUUUCACACACAGCUGGUCAAUGGAUUUCAGUCUCUCACUGCUGAGUUAUCUCACUAUAUUCCCGCAAUUCUUUCCGAACUCUAACUUCUUGUAGUAGUGUUGUUUUGUUUGUUUUAAGUUUUCCUAAUCCCUACCUCCCUACUUACUAGUGUGUGUGUGUGUGUUCAUAUAAUUUGUAUUGCAUUGGUUCAGCAAUCAGUCUUCUUGUACUUAUAAUUAGGGGGCACCUGUUUAUAAUUAGUUGCUUUUUGUACUCCAUUUGUUUUUUUAUUACAAGUAAUUAUUAUUCCUUCUUGAGCAA
Molecule: messenger RNA, 6013 nt
Organism: Ipomoea nil (Japanese morning glory)
Lineage: Eukaryota; Viridiplantae; Streptophyta; Magnoliopsida; Solanales; Convolvulaceae
Product: guanine nucleotide exchange factor SPIKE 1
Exons: 31
Coding region: 313-5796 (1827 amino acids)
Biological process (GO): positive regulation of GTPase activity; small GTPase-mediated signal transduction
Molecular function (GO): guanyl-nucleotide exchange factor activity
Source: RefSeq, a predicted model, not a curated record